Messenger RNA from Aricia agestis (brown argus), 667 nucleotides. RefSeq lists its product as uncharacterized. The transcript has 3 exons. Lineage: Eukaryota; Metazoa; Arthropoda; Insecta; Lepidoptera; Lycaenidae. The record is from RefSeq and is a predicted model, not a curated record. Bases 9 to 611 code for a protein of 200 amino acids.
UGAUUUUUAUGCUGAAAAUUAAACUACCUGGGAAGAAAAGCAUGGAGUCCAGUGACGUUAAAUCUAAACAAAGCUCAUCCAGAGAAGAGAUUGGGAACAUGAAAAAGAAAAGUUCCGCGGCCAAUGUCAGAAGCACUGGUCGUAUAUCAAGUAUGCGAGUAUUGUACGAGUAUAAACCAGAACCUGAAAAUACCAAAAGAAAGAAGUCAACUGAAGUAUUAAUAGUACUACACGAUAGAAAAUCUCGCAGCAAAGAUGAUAUCAAUACUAAUAUUAAAGGUGAUACAAAACAAGGCAACGAAGGAUAUAAUGUACUACCAAGGAAAUCGCUGAGUAAAACUGUUAGUAACGCAAAAAGCCAGGGAGAUGCAAAACUAGAAGCAAUCGUUGCGCUACCAUCGUCUAGUAAUGUGACGCCAUCGUCUAGUGAUGCGACCAAUAAAAUUAAAACAAACGAGGUUCAUCUGAAAACCGAGGACAUUGCAAAAGCAAAAAAAUUGAUAAAGGCUGCUAAAAAUAAUAAAAUAUCACAUGCAACUAUGAUGACUAGAGGUAGAUUGAAAAGACCUGGGAGUCCAAUUAAACACCAGGUAAAGAAAACGAAAAAAUAAGAAUAUAUUCUUACGUUUUUAUCACAGUUACAUAAUUUUAUGUUUUUGUUUUUAUU